GGGCAAAUUUGGGGAAGUUCACACAUGCACGGAGAAGCAGACAGGGCUCAAGCUGGCGGCCAAAGUGAUCCGGAAGCAGUGCCCCAAGGACAAGGAGAUGGUGCUGCUGGAGAUCGACGUGAUGAACCAGCUCAACCACCGCAACCUCAUCCAGCUUUACGACGCCAUCGAGACGCCGCGGGAGAUCGUCCUCUUCAUGGAGUUCGUGGAGGGUGGCGAGCUCUUCGAGCGGAUCAUCGACGAUGACUACCAGCUGACGGAGGUGGACUGCAUGGUGUUUGUCCGGCAGAUCUGCGAGGGCAUCCGCUUCAUGCACCACAUGCACGUCCUCCACCUCGACCUCAAGCCUGAGAACAUCCUCUGCGUCGCUGCCACCGGGCACAUGGUGAAGAUCAUCGACUUUGGGCUGGCUCGAAGGUACAACCCCCAGGAGAAGCUGAAGGUGAACUUUGGCACCCCCGAAUUCCUCUCUCCCGAGGUGGUCAACUACGAGCAGGUCUCCUACUCCACGGACAUGUGGAGCAUGGGCGUCAUCACAUACAUGCUGCUCAGCGGUCUCUCCCCCUUCUUGGGUGACAACGACACCGAGACCCUCAACAACGUCCUGGCCGCCAACUGGUACUUCGACGAGGAGACCUUCGAGAGCGUCUCUGAAGAGGCCAAGGACUUCGUCUCAAACCUCAUCAUCAAGGAGAAGAGGUGCGAGGUCCCCAGGGGUCCUGGAAAAAACUUCAUCGGGGUGUGUGCUGCCAAUCGCUUCAAGAAGAUCACCAGCUCGGGGUCACUGACGGCGCUCGGUGUCUGA
Molecule: messenger RNA, 805 nt
Organism: Mesitornis unicolor (brown roatelo)
Lineage: Eukaryota; Metazoa; Chordata; Aves; Mesitornithiformes; Mesitornithidae
Product: myosin light chain kinase 2, skeletal/cardiac muscle-like
Exons: 7
Biological process (GO): intracellular signal transduction; positive regulation of apoptotic process; protein phosphorylation
Cellular component (GO): cytoplasm; nucleus
Molecular function (GO): protein serine/threonine kinase activity; ATP binding
Source: RefSeq, a predicted model, not a curated record